Erinaceus europaeus (western European hedgehog) is the source of this 4670-nucleotide messenger RNA. RefSeq names its product family with sequence similarity 234 member B (gene FAM234B). Bases 93 to 1976 code for a protein of 627 amino acids. The record is from RefSeq and is a predicted model, not a curated record. NCBI's taxonomy places the organism in Eukaryota, Metazoa, Chordata, Mammalia, Eulipotyphla, Erinaceidae. The transcript has 13 exons.
GCACCAAGGCUUCCACCUCCGCAGGGCCCAGUCUCGCGGAACUACAAUUCCCGGUACACUGCGGGGUGCGCAAGCGCACUGGGGCCUCCGCCAUGGCGACCGUGCUGUCCAGGGCGCUCAAGCUCCCGGGGAAGAAGAGCCCAGACCUUGGGGAAUAUGACCCCCUCACACAGGCCGACAGUGACGAGAGCGAGGAUGACCUGGUGCUCAACCUGCAGCAGAAGAACGGCGGGGUGAAAAAUGGCAAGAGCAUUCUGGGCGAGGCCCCGGAGCCCGACUCAGACACCGAGGCCGCAGGCCCUGCCAAGCCACACCUGUCGGAGGUGGCAGCAGAGGGGUUCCCCUCAGAGCCCCUGGGGCCCCUGGAGCAGAAGACCACCUCUCCCCUGGUGUCUUUUGUGCGCACGUCUGUCUUCCUGCUUACGGUGGUCUUCUCCAUGAUCCUGGUGCUGGUCUGUGCUUUCCUCAUCCCCUGCCCGCCCAGAGACCUGCAUAGCACCUGGAGCCGCCGCCUGGGCCCCCAGGGAGCUGGGGACCUCUCUCCUCUGGAACUGGCAGAUGUGAAUGGAGAUGGUCUGCGGGACGUGCUGCUCUCCUUUGUGACUUCAGGAAAUGGGACUACCAUUGUGCGUCCAGGUGCCCCCAAGCCAAUGGCUGUCCUCGUGUGUCUCUCUGGCAUGAAUGGCAGCACGCUGUGGUCCACCGCCCUCCCCGAGGAGGCCCGUGACAUCACAUGCUUGGACCUGAUGCUGGGAAGCAGCGCAGAAACCAUCUGCCUGGUGACAGGGACCUACAAGAUGCUCAGCGCUGUCAAUGCGACGUCAGGAAAAGCCCUCUGGACACUAAACCCAAAGCACUUAUCCAAUGGCACCCUAGCUGCCCCAGGCGUGCUGCUGCCAGAUGUGGACGAGGAUGGCAUCCGAGAUGUGGUUGUUCUGGCCAUCAGGGAACUUCAGCCCGAUCUGUGCUUUCUGCUGGUGUCUGGUCGUACGGGGAAGCCAGUAGGCCGCCCGGUGAAGUACAACAUCGUGGGCGUGGGAAAUCUAAUCGGUCCUCAGGUCUAUGUCACCAACAACGGGGCUGUCUACAUCCUCUUUGGCUUUGGAAAUAUCCAAGCUGUUGCUCUGCGGGACAUUUUCAUUCAGGCCCAGAACCGAGACAGCUUACCGACUUCCCUGCAGAUAGAGGAGCCGGAGUGGGAGAAGAGAAGAUCUAUCAACCUGUCUGAGCUCAUCGACAUCUAUGGUGACGGUGUUGAGUUACUCCAGAUGGUGAAGGCGCCCAAUUCCAACUGCAGCAACCUCCUGAUCACGACACGACAAGGCCUUGUCCUGCUUCGGGGGCAGAAUCUCACGCCAUCCUGGACACUGAGCCUUAAAGGCUUGCUCAGCCAGCCUACCCCUGGGUAUUUCACCAAUGAUCGGACACCAGACUUCCUUCUGCAGAUCAAGGAUGGCACUCGAGAUAAGAAGAUCAUGGUGGUGGAUGGGGACUCUGGUUCUGACAUUUGGAGCUACAGUGUUCCCUGCCACCUGCGAGAAAUCCCAGCCACCUCUGCCUUCACAUCAGACCAGAAGUCUGUCUUCCUCUUCUGGGCAGAAGAGCUGGCUGACUGGACACCUCCCCAGAAGGAUCACCCCCUGGGAACUGAGCUGCCCACCCUUUACCACCUUUACCUCCUGCAUCCAGCAUUCCCCACCAUUCUCCUGGAUCUGGCCAAUGCCACGGGCUCUGUGACGGCUUCUGCAGUUGGCAUUAACGACCUCUGGAAAGAUGCCUUUUACGUGACCAGGACAACAGGGCCAAGCUCUGAGGGCCAUGCAGCACCCCUGGUGGUCAGCAAGCUGAGUCUGCGGUGGGCCCUGAUGGAAAGCCAAAUGCUCCAGCUGAUGGAGACCACCCCCAAAAUUGGCCGUGGGGAGCUGCGGAGAUUCCUCUCUCGGAUAAAGUUCAUCGUCUCUCCCUACCAGAUCUAGUCUAAUGGAGUCUCCAGGUGAGAAGUGAGCAGAACAGAUGGCGCCUCUCUCUCAUCAGCCUGAAGCCAGCUGGUGUGGAGGAAGAUGAUGGCCUUACCCCACCUCCCUGCAGCAUGUCAGCAGUGAGUGCUGUGGAAGGCACGUUGGAGUUCUCUGCUAGCAACAGGAUGGGGUAUCUCACCUCCUUUUCCAUCCCAUGCCAACCCCUGCUAGGUACUUGGUGGAGGAGACUUUGGAAAUGUGAAUCUUCUUAAGAGUUCCAUUUUUUUUUUUUUUCUGUGUCUAAUUUAUGAACCCUUGCUGGGAAAUCCUGGUGACAUUCUUCUACCCACUGGGAAACGCUGUUCCCCAUCUUGCUGUGCGUGUUGUGUUUUGUAAUAUUGUGCUGAAGUCUUCUGAGACCUAGCCCAAGAUCCAGGGGCCAGCUAGCUCCUUGUGCUUCGGAAAUGCAUCUGGCUUGCACUGCGGCCUUGAGACCUGCUGACAGCCUACCUCGUGCCUCGAGGGCCACCCCUGCUCGCUCUCUCUGUGCCUGGGCUUCUUCCUACUCAAGCAGCAGUGACGUGUCUGGGAGAGAGGACUGUGUGGUGUGUGUGUGUGUGUGUGUGUGUGUUGGCAGGGGUGGGGGAAAGGCCUGCGAUUUUUUCAUCUCUUCCUUGUCCCCAAAAAGCCUGUUUGUCUCCUUGAAUUCUCCAUCUUGAUCUCGUGACCCUAAGAAUAUACAUGUUCCUAUUUACAAAGGAGGACAGAGGAUUCGGUGUAAAUAAGAAGCCUCUGACAGAAACUGUGUUGUCAUGAUCCUUUUGCUGGUUGUGGACUUAUGUGUGUGAUUUCCUCUUAAGAGGAAAUGGGGAGUGGGAAACAAUUGAGGUUGCUGUCCUUGUUGCUUCAUGCCUUCUCCAUGGUCUUGGCACUCUUCCCUGCUCCCCCCCCUGCCCCCAUCUGCUUUCUCUUUCAAUCAGGGAUGUUUUUUGUUCUGCUUACACAAGAGCAAAGCUGAUUCUGGGAGCCUGGAGGGGCUCAGCGGAUAGAACGCAUACCUCACUGUGUAUAAGGCCGUGGCUUUGAUCCCCCAGCACUACCUGGGGCACCAUGGACAGCGCCAGGGGACCUCCAUGCAUAGUGGACUGGUGCCUUGGUGUCUCUCCCUCUCUUCUGUCUCUAGAAAUAUAGAAUUAAAAUUGGACUUUGGUGGUAUCGUGCAUGUGCAAAGCUCUGGAUUCACUCGCUGGCACUGUGUGAAAAACAAAAACAGCUGCUUCUGUGAUGUUGCUGUAUGACUUUGGUAUGCAACCACUUUUUUCAUGUAAUGCCUUCGAAGCAUUGUAUUUCCAUCAAAUUACUGUGUAAAUACUGUGACUUAUCUAACUGGUCAAAUUCUUUAUCUCCUGUGCUGCUCCUCUCUUUCCCGUUGUAAAUGUUACUUCUGUUACUAAGUUCUCUCCUAAAUCCCUCAGUCCUCUUCCAGAAAACCUGCUUCUUGAAUUAUUGUCUGGCAUAGGUCAGCCCCCAAAUGCCACUCAGGCUCCCUUUGCUCAGCUUUGUAUCUUUUAAUCUUGUGCUAAAGGGAGUUGAAGAAAAAAAUCUCAAGACUCCAAAAUGAAAGCUUCCAGAUGUAAGAAGAUAUGUAUUAUCUGCUGGUAGGCAGGUGCAGUGAUGUGAGUGGGGAGUCAGUUGCAAUGGCUCACCUUGUCAGGCUUGGGGAGAUCCUCCUCUUCUACUUUCAGCUCCUGAAGACACAGUUGGUUUCAGCACUUUGGAAGGUGUGUGUGGUUUCACCUAUAGUAGCCUUAGGGGAAUGGCUAGAGGCCACCCAGGAGAGUGGGGGUGGUUUCAGAUCCAUUAGUGGGGUUAGUCUCUAGCUAGGCAGAAGAGCUUAGCCACAGAGUUUGGCCAUGCAGAGAGCUCUAAGGACUGAGUUAUAUAGUCCUGAAGACCUGAAUUGGGGGGUGCGGUGGGAGGAGGGGUGAGCAUGUGACAGUCUGGGCUCUCCAGCCAUCUGUACCCAGACCUGGUCUCCACUAGGCUCUGGGGACCCAGCUAGGAGUCAAAAUGUAGUGUUGUUUCUUGAGGAUCUGGGCUGGGAGCAAUGUCUUGGCAGAAGACUGUGUGUGAGGCAGAUCCUAGAAAGACUUGACUAGGAAGCUAGUUUCUCUAGGUUCUUUAGCUUGCAAGCAUAGUCCUGACUCUUCAGAAGUUUUGAGUUUGUCCUUGCUAAGUACCGUGCAAGUUCUGGGUUCCUUCUGCCUCUUGUUGCCAGCAACAGGAACAGUAAAUAAUGGUUGAAGAUUGAGGAAGCGUCACCUAGCCAGAGUGGGUGCUGGUCUCUUGUCAAAAGUGCCCCCUAAACUCGCUUCUCCUUAAGGAAUUAGCUACCAACCCAACAGGGGAGGCAAGUGCUCCUUCCUUCAUUUGCCCACAGCACGACUUCCAGCUCAGUGACCACUGCUCAAGCAUCACAGUGACUCCUACAACUGCCAAGCUCUGCCCUCCAGCCUCCCUUCCCCUUCCAGGAUUUUCCUGCUCCCCAACACCCAGAGUGUCUCAACAUUUUUCUGCUUUGGUGACCCCAUACCCUUGAAUAUGAAUUGUUAUUCUCUUUCCCCUACUGAAGUAGAGCCAGUGGGCUAUAGUCAGGAAGCAGUAAUGAAAUUGUGAAUUCUUAGGGGAAUAAAUACCACCUGUAGGAGCGUG